This is a messenger RNA of Scaptodrosophila lebanonensis, 2789 nucleotides long. It is a transcript of the gene par-6, whose product is annotated as partitioning defective protein 6. Gene Ontology annotation, biological process: centrosome cycle. Gene Ontology annotation, molecular function: protein binding. The coding region runs from base 183 to 1226 and encodes 347 amino acids. NCBI's taxonomy places the organism in Eukaryota, Metazoa, Arthropoda, Insecta, Diptera, Drosophilidae. The record is from RefSeq and is a predicted model, not a curated record. The transcript is spliced from 4 exons.
GUGCGUCAGCCAUUUUUGUGGCAAAAGCAAGUUGUAGUUAGCGGCAGUGGAAAUAGGGCCUUAUGCAUCCAUACGUUUUUUAAAUAUUUACAUGCAUACAUAUGUACAUAGUUGGAUUAAGAGUUACUAACUUGUUGCGAAACGUUCAGUUCUAGUUCGUGCGACUGAGAUCUUGUGUCGAAAUGUCGAAGAAUAAAAUAAACACAACUACGGCGAACGCCGAGACCAAUUUAAUCGAAGUGAAAUCAAAGUUCGACGCAGAAUUUAGACGCUGGAGCUUCAAGCGUAACGAGUCCGAGCAAAGCUUCGAAAAGUUUGCAUCACUCAUCGAGCAUCUCCAUAAGCUGAACAACAUACAGUUUUUAAUACUCUACAUAGAUCCCCGAGAUAAUGAUCUGUUGCCUAUCAACAACGAUGAUAAUUUUGGUCGUGCGUUAAAAACGGCGCGACCCCUGCUUCGCAUCAUAGUACAGCGAAAAGACGAUUUGAACGAGUACUCUGGUUUUGGUACGAUGAAGCCGCGUAACCUAAUUGGCAGCAUUCUGCUCGGCCACACUCCCGUGAAACCCAAAGCGCCAUCGAUAUCCAUACCCCAUGAUUUUCGUCAGGUGUCGGCCAUCAUAGAUGUGGACAUAGUGCCGGAGACACAUCGUCGCGUGCGGCUGCUAAAGCACGGCAGUGACAAGCCACUCGGCUUCUAUAUUCGCGACGGCACCUCCGUGCGUGUGACGGCAAGUGGCUUAGAGAAACAGCCGGGCAUAUUUAUUUCGCGACUAGUGCCUGGUGGGUUGGCUGAGAGUACAGGCCUGUUGGCGGUGAACGAUGAGGUUAUUGAAGUGAAUGGCAUUGAGGUGGCUGGCAAAACGCUGGAUCAGGUAACUGAUAUGAUGGUUGCCAACAGCUCCAAUCUCAUCAUCACCGUGAAGCCGGCAAAUCAGCGCACUCUCACAUCUCCACGUCGCGGCUCCUUCUCCCGGAACAGUCAAUUAUCCAGCGGCUCGCAACAAACGAAUCACACAAACACAUCCGAUGAAAACGAGCAUGACGACCAGGACGACAUUGUCGACUUGACUGGUGUGACGCUCGACGAAAGCCCUACCACGGCAGCGGGCGCAUCGUCCGUCCACAAUCAUCAGUCCUCACCGUUGUUGCAUCACCAGCAGGCGGCCUCUAAUGCAUCUACAAUCAUGGCCAGCGAUGUCAAAGACGGCGUCCUGCAUUUGUGAGCAUCCCACAAAGGAUAUGGCCCAACAAGAACAACAUAAAUAAUAACAAGAAUAGGAUCAGCAAUGAGUACGACACUUUCGGAAGCAAUCUCCCAGAGCCAACGCCAUUCAGCAAUAACAACAACAACAAUUUACAUGUAUGUAGUUGGCGGCAUAUCGAGUCCUCAAAAGGUUCAGGCAAUGAUGUUGCUAAGCCAAGCCUAUUGUGUUAGUCAAACCCCACACAUUUUAAUAUAGAAGUUACAUUUGAUUUUUCAUAUUUACCUGUAAUUCGUCAGAGGAGUACGAGUGCGAGAGCGAGCGAGAGAGCGCGAUAAAACGGGAGAGGGAAAGCAAAUGCGAGCGAACCUCAAAUGUAAUUUGUUGAUUCGCUUCGCUAAUUGGCAAUGUUAAGGAGUUGCAUAAAUACAUAAAACUAUAUAUACAACACUCUCAAGACUCAUUUAAAGACACACACACACAUUCCAUUUAAAUAUAUAUAUAUAUACACACACAUGCAUUUGGAGCGGCACAAAACCCACUUUAUCUUCCAAACCCACAGAGGCAAAUUGUUCGAUAUUAGUUCAUUUUUAUUUGGUUUUUUUUUUUUCAACAAGUAGUUAGAUGUCGUCUAUUCAAGUUAUAUGUCUAUGCUCACAGUUGUUUAUAUAUUUAAAAGAAAAUAAUACAUAUUAACAAAUAAUUAACGUAAUAAUCAGCUUGACAGUAGAGUUGAUUAUAUUUUGAAAGCGUCGAUGCUUAGCUCUACUCUUCAUAGCUUAUGUCGAAAGAAAAAGAAUCAUAAAUGUUCAUCACUAACUGCCCGCGCACCUUUUUUAUAAAUAAGCCUUUGUUAAUAUUGUGUUAUUUUAAAGUUGAAAUUUAUGUUUAACUGACUUUCAUUAUAUGUUUCAACAUCCUUCAACAUAUCCUCAAUAAACUGAUUUAAUGUUAAGUACAUAUAUGUACUAUAUAUUUAUGCCAAAAAAAGACACUAUUAAUUUAUCUUGUUUUGUUUGUUUCCUCCAAAAAAAAAGGCCAAAUAUGCUAUUUGGCUCGAGAGGAAUGUUAUGAAUGGUUCAAAAUUGAGUUUAUUUUCAAUGAUGUGUAUUUGAAAAUGCUAACAAUUUCGAACAACUUAGUCGUUGGAGCGCUGUGGCAUCUCUAAUUCUAAGUAUAUAGGACUGGAAUAACUUUUAGAACAUUCCCCCAACAUCUAAACUGAUCCAAUUUCCUUUUAAAUUCUUUAUAGUCCAUCUAUAUUUUCAUAACUGAUAUACCAAAACAAUUAUAAAGUGACUUAUGAUAUAGUUUUAGCAACACUUUCAAAGACACCAAAAUAGCUUAAGUAUUAGCAGAACAAAUUCGUGGAUACUCGUAUAUCAAAUGAUUUGCCUCUUCAUGUUGGAAUCAUACAGACGGUUUUGUGUUUUAAAAGUGCUGUCUCCAAAUUAUUAAAAGUACAGUGAUUUAUUGUCUUAAAAUUGUUAUUCAAAUGACUUAAUAGUUAUAUUACUAUUAGAAUUUUAGUGACCCUUCGUAUGAAAAAAAGUUUCUUUGGAGGUUUGUUUUUAAUUCCGAUUC